AUGUCAGCCAAAGCCAUCUCUGAGCAGACAGGGAAGGAGUUCCUGUACAAGUACAUCUGCACCUCCUCUGCCAUCCAGAACCGCUUCAAGUAUGCUCGGGUGACGCCUAGCAGUGACUGGGCACGGCUCACCCAGGACCACCCCUGGCUGCUGAGUGAGCGUUUGGUGGUGAAGCCAGACCAGCUCAUCAAGAGACGUGGCAAGCUUGGGCUGGUUGGCAUCAACCUUACCCUGGACCAGGUGAAGGCUUGGCUCAAGCAGUGCCUGGGCCAGGAGAUCAUGAUUGCCAAUGCCAAGGGAAUCCUGAAGAAUUUCCUGAUUGAGCCCUUCGUGCCCCACAAGCAGGAGGAGGAGUUCUAUGUCUGCAUCUACGCUGCCCGGGAGGGAGACUUUGUGCUCUUCCACCAUGAAGGGGGAGUGGAUGUGGGAGAUGUGGAUGCCAAGGCUCAGAAGUUGCUUGUGGCAGUGGAUGAGAAGCUCAGUGAGGCAGAUGUGAAGAAGCAUCUCCUGCAGCAUGCCCCAGCAGACAAGAGAGACAUCCUGGCGAGCUUCAUCUGUGGCCUCUUCAACCUCUAUGAAGAUCUGUACUUCACCUACCUCGAGAUCAAUCCCUUAGUGGUGACUGCUGCUGGGGUCUACAUCCUGGACCUGGCUGCCAAGAUCGAUGCCACUGCUGACUACAUCUGCAAAGUGAAGUGGGGGGACGUGGAGUUCCCCCCCCCCUUUGGCAGAGAGGCUUACCCAGAGGAGGCCUACAUUGCUGACCUGGAUGCCAAGAGUGGAGCCAGCUUGAAGCUGACUAUUCUGAACCCCAAGGGCAGGAUUUGGACCAUGGUGGCUGGUGGUGGUGCCUCUGUGGUGUACAGUGACACCAUCUGUGACCUGGGGGGGGUGAAUGAGUUGGCCAACUAUGGGGAGUACUCAGGAGCCCCAAGUGAGCAGCAGACCUAUGACUAUGCCAAGACCAUUCUGUCCCUCAUGACCCGAGAGAAGCACCCUGAAGGUAAGAUCCUGAUCAUUGGAGGCAGCAUUGCAAACUUCACCAACGUGGCAGCCACCUUCAAGGGCAUUGUGAGAGCCAUCAAGGACUACCAGGGGCCCCUGAAAGAGCACGAAGUGAGGAUCUUUGUGCGCAGAGGAGGCCCAAACUACCAGGAGGGGUUGCGUGUGAUGGGAGAAGUUGGGAAGACCACUGGCAUCCCCAUCCAUGUCUUUGGCACUGAGACUCACAUGACUGCCAUCGUGGGCAUGGCACUGGGGCACCGACCCAUCCCCAACCAGCCUCCAGCUGCUGCCCACACAGCCAACUUCCUGCUCAAUGCCAGCGGCAGCCCCUCGACCCCAGCCCCCAGCAGGACAGCUUCCUUCUCAGAGUCCAAGCCAGAUGACAGUGCUCCAGCCAAGAAGGCAAAGCCAACAGCACCCCUGGGUAAUGUGUCCUGUUGUGCUCUGCCCCUGGCAGGCAAAGCCACGACGCUGUUCAGCCGCCACAGCAAGGCCAUCAUCUGGGGGAUGCAGACCAGGGCAGUGCAGGGGAUGCUGGACUUUGACUACAUCUGCUCCAGGGAUGAGCCCUCUGUGGCUGCCAUGGUUUAUCCCUUCACUGGUGACCACAGGCAGAAGUUCUACUGGGGGCACAAGGAAAUCCUGAUUCCAGUGUACAAGAACAUGGCAGAUGCCAUGAGGAAACACCCAGAGGUGGAUGUGUUAAUCAACUUCGCCUCGCUGCGCUCUGCCUACGACAGCACCCUGGAGACCAUGAACUACCCACAGAUCCGCACCAUUGCCAUCAUCGCCGAGGGCAUUCCAGAGGCCCUGACACGCAAACUGAUCAAGACAGCUGACAAGAAAGGGGUCACCAUCAUUGGGCCUGCAACUGUUGGUGGGAUCAAACCAGGCUGCUUCAAGAUAGGCAACACUGGGGGCAUGCUGGAUAACAUCCUGGCAUCCAAGCUGUACCGGCCUGGCAGCGUGGCCUACGUGUCGCGCUCUGGGGGCAUGUCCAACGAGCUCAACAACAUCAUUUCCAGGACCACUGAUGGGGUCUAUGAGGGGGUGGCCAUCGGAGGGGACAGGUACCCUGGCUCCACCUUCAUGGACCACGUCCUGCGCUACCAGGACACGCCAGGGGUGAAGAUGAUUGUGGUGCUGGGAGAGAUUGGAGGCACAGAGGAGUACAAGAUCUGCAGGGGCAUCAAGGAGGGUCGGAUCACCAAGCCAGUGGUGUGCUGGUGCAUUGGGACCUGUGCCACCCUGUUCUCCUCAGAGGUGCAGUUUGGCCAUGCAGGAGCUUGUGCCAACCAGGCCUCAGAAACUGCUGUGGCAAAGAACAAAGCCCUGAAGGAAGCUGGGGUAUUUGUGCCCAGGAGCUUCGAUGAGCUGGGAGAGGUCAUUCAGUCUGUCUACCAGGAUCUGGUGGCCAGGAGAGUGAUUGAGCCAGCUGAGGAAGUGCCUCCUCCAACAGUGCCAAUGGAUUACUCCUGGGCCAGGGAGCUGGGUCUGAUCCGCAAACCUGCGUCCUUCAUGACCAGCAUCUGUGACGAGAGGGGCCAGGAGCUGAUCUAUGCUGGCAUGCCCAUCACAGAGGUCUUCAAGGAGGAGAUGGGUAUUGGAGGGGUCCUGGGCCUGCUCUGGUUCCAGAGGAGGCUGCCCAGGUAUGCCUGCCAGUUCAUCGAGAUGUGCCUGAUGGUGACUGCAGACCACGGCCCUGCUGUGUCCGGAGCACACAACACCAUCGUCUGUGCCAGGGCUGGCAAGGAUCUUGUCUCCAGUCUCACCUCUGGCCUGCUCACCAUUGGUGACCGCUUUGGUGGAGCCCUGGAUGCUGCAGCCAAGAUGUUCAGCAAAGCCUUUGACAGUGGCAUCAUCCCUAUGGAGUUUGUCAAUAAGAUGAAGAAAGAAGGGAAGUUGAUCAUGGGCAUUGGCCACAGAGUCAAAUCAAUCAACAACCCAGACAUGAGGGUGCAGAUCCUCAAAGACUAUGUGAAGCAGCACUUUCCUGCCACCCCUCUGCUGGACUAUGCGCUUGAAGUGGAGAAGAUCACAACCUCCAAGAAGCCAAACCUGAUCCUGAACGUGGAUGGCUUCAUUGGGGUUGCCUUCGUGGAUGUGCUGAGGAACUGUGGCUCCUUCACACGGGAAGAAGCAGAUGAGUACAUUGACAUAGGGGCCCUGAAUGGCAUCUUUGUGCUGGGCAGGAGUAUGGGAUUCAUUGGACAUUACCUGGACCAGAAGAGGCUGAAGCAAGGCCUGUACAGGCACCCCUGGGAUGACAUCUCCUACGUCCUACCAGAGCACAUGACCAUGUGA
Molecule: messenger RNA, 3309 nt
Organism: Indicator indicator
Lineage: Eukaryota; Metazoa; Chordata; Aves; Piciformes; Indicatoridae
Gene: ACLY
Product: ATP citrate lyase
Exons: 27
Coding region: 1-3309 (1102 amino acids)
Biological process (GO): fatty acid biosynthetic process; tricarboxylic acid cycle; acetyl-CoA biosynthetic process
Cellular component (GO): cytosol
Molecular function (GO): ATP citrate synthase activity
Source: RefSeq, a predicted model, not a curated record